Messenger RNA from Tigriopus californicus, 1226 nucleotides. Its product is annotated as neuronal synaptobrevin-like. Bases 1 to 486 code for a protein of 161 amino acids. Gene Ontology annotation, cellular component: SNARE complex; plasma membrane. The transcript has a single exon. Lineage: Eukaryota; Metazoa; Arthropoda; Copepoda; Harpacticoida; Harpacticidae. Gene Ontology annotation, biological process: vesicle-mediated transport; vesicle fusion. The record is from RefSeq and is a predicted model, not a curated record. Gene Ontology annotation, molecular function: SNAP receptor activity; syntaxin binding.
AUGUCUGAUAAGCAACCACCCACGUCACAACCCACUCCAUCUGCUGAUGGGGGUAGGCCCUUGGGUCCUGAUGGGAAGCCAUUGCCGGGGCCUCAGCAGAUGCAGCAGGUUAUGGCACAACGGCGCAUGGCCCAACAGCAGGCUCAAGUGGAUGAAGUGUGUGGGAUUAUGAAGGAUAACCUGGAAAAGGUCUUAGAGAGAGACUCCAAACUGAAUGAGCUUGACGAGAGAGCCGAUGCUUUACAGGAUGGAGCCUCCCAAUUCGAGAAGCAAGCUGGCAAACUGAAGAAUAAAUUCUGGCUCCAAAAUUUAAAGUCCAUGAUCAUGAUGGGAGCCGUGGGAUUGAUUCUUUUGCUCCUGGUUUACUGGAAGUUCUUUGCGUCUGACCCAGCUCCCAACUACUAUUACCCCCCACCUCCACCGCCCCCUCCUCCAGGCCAAUCACAGGGACACAGUGCCGCUGAUGCUGGGGGUGCUUCGGAAUAAGCAGCACCAGCACAUUUCUCAAAGCUUUAUCUUCUUCAUACUAGCUGGCUACUCAAACCAAACGUACCAAGCAGUUGGUGAAGCACAAUUAGAGAACUCCCCUGUACUCUUUGCCAACAUCUUUAUUUCUCCCCCCGCUUCAUAACUACUUUGAUUUGUAUGUGCGCGUGUAACAAAACCAUUUCUACUGAGAUUGAUUAUCCUACCGCUUGACCUUUAUGCAUUGACCCCUUCUACUGUAGGCUCCUACUUAGCAAAUUUGGCAGGCUUUUUGAAAACCUAGCGUCAAUUGUUAAAUGAAGAUUUCGUAUGGUUACUAAACAAUCCUGCUUAUCCCAAUAUUUCAAUUUUGAGUCUCCAUCACCUUCCUAGAGGCCACCGUUCGAUGCUCUAUCUAUUGAAAAAAACGCCCCAAAGAGAUCAUUGUCAAAUCCACAUUCAAACUCAAUGAACGCAUUGAGUUCUGAAAUGUCAAGAUACUACAUUUCCCGACAAACCAAAUAUUUCCCUUCCAUACAAAGCUCCAAAUCUCUCUUUUCCUCUAUCUCUUUCUCUCUCUCUUUCUCUUUUCCCUUCCCGCUUUAAACUAUUCUGAUUCGUCUGAAGAAAAUUUCAGAUUAAGUAGACAUGCUCAUUCAUUUUCAACCCACCCCCUUUCUUCAGUUCAUACCUAUAACAAAUAUAAAUCUUCUAUGAUAUGGCUCCUUGAAUAUCCAAAUAAAGCAUUAAGUCAUAGACAA